This is a messenger RNA of Diceros bicornis minor, 3464 nucleotides long. RefSeq names its product pentatricopeptide repeat domain 1 (gene PTCD1). Gene Ontology annotation, cellular component: mitochondrial matrix. Gene Ontology annotation, molecular function: tRNA binding; protein binding. The transcript is spliced from 8 exons. The record is from RefSeq and is a predicted model, not a curated record. Gene Ontology annotation, biological process: tRNA 3'-end processing. NCBI's taxonomy places the organism in Eukaryota, Metazoa, Chordata, Mammalia, Perissodactyla, Rhinocerotidae. Bases 341 to 2620 code for a protein of 759 amino acids.
AGAAGCAUGUAUACUAGUAUGCUAUAAGUUUGUCUUUAAAACAUUUUGAUACUUAUUUCAACAUCAUAUUUGAAUGAGGCACAGGGAGAUCAAGUAAUGGGCCCAGUCACAGCUCUGGCCAGGACUCAAACUCAGAUCUGGCUUCAGUGACAGAUGUCGUAGAUCAUGGCUUGAGAAUAGUUUCUGUCCGUGGACUGCUUACUGUGCCAGCAGUGUACUGCACUGUGUAUAUCUGAGACCUCGUUCAGUCAUUGCUACAGUGCUGUGUGGGCAACGUUGUAGUUAACCCCAGUUUACAGGCAAGGAGGCUGAGGCCAGAGCAGUGAGUGCCCAGGGACUCAUGGAUGGUUGUUUGGCAGAGCUGCAGUCUGAACCUAGGCUUUCUAAUCUCGGUCUGGGCUUGUCACCACUUCUCUGUCUUCUUUCUGCUUUUUGUGACUGCGAUCCUGAGUUGACUUCAUUAUUUUUUCUGACCUUUGUCAGGCCCUGGAGGGGAAAGCCAGAGAUGGACCUCGUGAAACUUGCCCAGCUCUUCUCCCGCCCCCACCCCGUGGGACUGUCUCUCCUGCAACACCUUGACCCUCUCAGAGCCAGGUGGGCAGGAGGCAGGAAGAGGCCUGCAUGGCUGAGGGCCGUGGGGCUGACUCGGCCAGCGCCAGCAGCCUUCAGCAGCUCCCUCUCUCAGCUGCCCGUGGGCCAGGGGAGCCAGAAGAACACGGGCAGCCUCAGCUCUGACCCCAGCCAGCCCAGCCCCACAGCCACCCAGGAGGAAGACGGGGAGGAAAGCUUUGGGACCCUCUCCGACAAAUACUCCUCCCGGAGAAUGUUCCGCAAAUCGACGGCCCAGUUGUAUAACCUGCGGCUCAGGGAACAGAGUGUUGAAGAAGACGAGGCAAGGGAGCUGGAGCCAAAAUCAUGGCGGGGCCGAAGAAACACCCCUUACUGGUACUUCUUUCAGUGCAAACACCUGAUCAAGGAAGGGAAGCUGGCUGAGGCCCUGGACCUGUUUGAGAGGCAGAUGCUGAAGGAAGAGCGACUCCAGCCCCUUGAGUGCAACUACACAGUGCUGAUCGGGGGCUGCGGGCGGGCCGGCUACCUGAAGAAGGCCUUCAAGCUCUACAAUGACAUGAAAAAGCGGGACCUGGAGCCCUCAGAUGCCACCUAUACAGCCCUGUUCAAUGUAUGCGCUGAGUCCCCCUGGAAGGACUCUGCUCUGCAGAGCGCCCUGAAGCUCCGGCAGCAGCUCCAGGCCAGAAACUUUCAGCUCAACUUGAAAACGUACCACGCUCUGCUGAAGAUGGCUGCCAUGUGCGCAGACCUCAAGAUGUGCCUCGAUGUGUUCAAGGAAAUUGUUCACAAAGGGCAUGCGGUCACAGAGGAGACCUUCAGCUUCCUGCUCAUGGGCUGCAUCCAGGACAAGAAGACAGGCUUCCGAUACGCCCUGCAGGUGUGGAGGCAGAUGCUGAGUCUGGGGCUCCAGCCAAGCCGGCACGGCUACAACCUGCUGUUGGGGGCAGCUCGGGACUGUAGCCUGGGGGACCCAGAGGUGGCCUCAGCACUGCUUCUGAGGCCCAGGGAGGAGACGGUCCUGCUCCAGACUCCGGCAGGUGGGCGGCGGGCGAGGAGGAGAGCCUGGGCCAGGGCGAGCGACAGUGUGUCAGCCAGGCUGCAUGUGGAGGCCCUGGAGAGGCAGCUGUUUCUGGAACCUUUUCAGGCUCUUGAGGGGCCUCCACAGCCUCAGGAGGCCAGGGUCCCCAGCAAGGUCCAGCCUGAGGUAGAAACCAAGGUGGAGCCUGACCACACAGUGGUCCUUGCCUCCGUGACCCCGGAGCCACCUUCCUGGAGGCUGGAGGCCAACCUCCUGACCCCGGGGACAGUCCCCCCAAAUGUGGUCUCCUUUGGGACUGUGACCACCCCAGCCGACAGACUGGCCUUGAUGGGGGGCAUGGAGGGCUUCCUGGGCAAGAUGGCAGAGCAUGGGCUCCAGCCCGACAUCAAAACCCUCACGCUGUUGGCUGAGGUGGUGGAGCCCGGGAGCCCCGCAGAGUCCUCACUGCUGACCGUCCUGGACACGCACCAGGUGGAGGCCGACGUGACGUUCUUCAACACGCUGAUGAGGAAGAAGAGCAAGCUGGGCGAUCUGGAGGGGGCGAAGGCGCUACUGCCAGUCCUGGCGAAGAGGGGAAUUGUCCCCAACCUGCAGACAUUCUGCAAUCUGGCUAUUGGGUGCCGCAGGCCAUGGGACGGUCUGCAGCUGCUCGCAGACAUGAAGAAAUCCCAGAUGAUCCCCAACACCCACAUCUACAGCACCCUCAUCAAUGCGGCCCUCAAGCAGCUGGACUACACCUAUCUCAUCAACAUCCUGAAGGACAUGAGGCGGAACAGCGUCCCGGUGAAUGAAGUGGUCAUCCGCCAGCUGGAGUUCGCAGCCCAGUACCCGCCCACCUUUGACCGGGAAUCGGGAUGUCUUGGAUGCUUGCACAGGAAGAAUGAAAGAAAGAGGGGAGUCAAGGACAGCCCCAUGUUUUGUGGCCUGAGAAGGGAAGCAGCUGUGUGUGUGUGUGGAGAGGGGGUGAGUGAGGAUUCAGUUCUGCACAUGUUAAUUUUGAGGUGGCUUUAGAUAACCAAAUGGGGCCAUCUAAGAGGCAGUUGGUAUAGAGUGUUAGUGCUGAGUCAAGGCUGGAGAAGACACUUGGUCACCUGGGUGGAGAGUGUGGGAAGCCAUAUGACUGGAUAAGACCACUGGGGCGGGGGGAGCUGGAGUUCCUUAUGCUGCCAUCCUGGAAGUGGAACCCCUCUCCCUGUGCUUUUGAGUCAUUUCUCAAUCUUUUAAUCGUAGCAUCACCUGCAUUUUUUAAGUCUCUUUUUCGACCCAUUGUCACAAGAUCAUGUGAACACUCUUGGAUAUCGUUUUGUACAGGUUCACGCACAAAGUGGAAGGCAGCUUCCGACGGGUGAUGCACAGUCCUGCUACUAUGAGGGUAUGAAAAGAGGGCAGAGAUAGGGGGUAUUGUGGCAUAGAUGAGACUUUGGUUUUUAGCCUCUUUGCUAUUGCUAGAACUGCCCAUAACAUCAACACUUGGGCAACAAUUCUCUUAAAGUGCUAUUCUUAAAAAGUCUAAUUAGGUGGCCAGCCCAGUGGCAUAUUGGUUAAGUGUGUGCAAUCCCUGUUGGCAGCCCAGGGUUCACAGGUUCGGAUCCCGGGUGCACACCGACACACUGCUCUUCAAGCCAUGCUGUGGCGGCGUCCCAUAUAAAGUAGAGGAAGAUGGGCACGGACGUUAGCCCAGGGCCUGUCUUCCUCAGCAAAAAGAGGAUUGGCAUCGGAUGUUAGCUUAGGGCUAACCUUCCUCACACACACACAAAAAGUCUAAUUAAAUGUUCAUUAUGCAAGUGUUGAUUAUGCUUGAUUUUCAGUUAUAAAAGUGAAGUUAUUUACAUGUCCUGGUUACAGUCCACAGAGA